Neoarthrinium moseri is the source of this 1635-nucleotide messenger RNA. RefSeq lists its product as uncharacterized. Gene Ontology annotation, cellular component: membrane. Gene Ontology annotation, molecular function: carbohydrate:proton symporter activity. The coding region runs from base 1 to 1635 and encodes 544 amino acids. Gene Ontology annotation, biological process: transmembrane transport; carbohydrate transport. The transcript is spliced from 5 exons. Lineage: Eukaryota; Fungi; Ascomycota; Sordariomycetes; Amphisphaeriales; Apiosporaceae. The record is from RefSeq and is a predicted model, not a curated record.
AUGUCGCUUCUUCUGCCCGUUCUGCGGAAGAUCGUGAAGAAUGAUGCCAUGAGAUCGGACCCACCGGAGAUCUAUGGCUGGAGAGUAUACGUUCUGGCUGCGUCGGUAAGACCACCACUACCAUCGUCUCUUCAACGGAAGCUUACGUAUUUUGGUCAGGCAUGUUUCGGCGCCAUGUCUUUUGGCUGGGACAGCGGUGUCAUCGGGGGCGUUAUCAAGCUUGACCCUUUCAAAGCGGACUAUGGUCUGACCAAGGGCGACGUCGCGAACCUUUCGAGUAACAUCGUAUCCGUUCUUCAGGCAGGUUGCUUCUUCGGAGCUCUCAUCGGUUUCCCUUUGCCUGAUUGGAUCGGCCGUAAAUGGGCUUUGGUAGUAGCUGCUGCCACCACUCUCGCCGGAGUUGUGAUGCAAUCAGCUGCUUCUGGCCACCUCGAAGCCAUGUAUAUCGGGCGAUUGAUUUCUGGAUUCGGAGUCGGAAUUUCCAGUGCCGUCAACCCCAUCUACGUGUCCGAAAACUCGCCACGAGCUAUCCGUGGGCUUCUUACUGGAAUGUACCAACUGUUCAUUGUGACUGGUGGUAUGCUUGCCUUCUGGAUCAACUAUGCUACCAGUAUCCACAACGUCGGCAAGGCCCAGUACAUCAUCCCUCUCGCCGUGCAGGGUAUCCCCGCUCUCUUGUUGUUGGUUCUCAUGAUCCUCAGUAAUGAGUCGCCAAGAUACCUGGCCAGAAAGGAUCGCUGGGAAGAAGCGCGGAGGGUGUUGAAGAGUGUGCGCCAGCUGCCCGACGGUCACCAAUACCUCGAGGAAGAGAUCCAGGAGAUCAGUGACCAGCUAACCUAUGAGCGGCAACUGUUUGGAGACGCCAACCUCAUGACCCUUCUGAAGGAGAUGUUCCUGACCCCCACAAACCGCAAGCGCGCACUUCUCAGCAUCUUCCUCAUGAUCUGGCAACAGAUGACUGGAACAAACGCAAUUAACACAUACGCUCCUACCAUCUUCGAGAACUUGGGCAUCAAGGGAACCUCCAAUCAACUGUUUAGCACGGGUAUUUACGGCAUCGUGAAAGUUCUCGCGUGUAUCGCCUUCCUUCUCUUCAUGGCCGAUUCUCUUGGACGCCGACGAUCGCUUCUUGCAUCAUCUGUUGGCCAGUCUCUCUGCAUGUUCUACAUCGGUCUUUACGUCAGAAUCUCCCCACCGGUCGCGGACGCAUCUGUACCACCGCAAGGCUACGUUGCUCUAGUCUGCAUCUUCCUGUUUGCUGCUUUCUUCCAGUUCGGCUGGGGCCCUGCUUGCUGGAUCUAUGUUUCUGAGAUCCCAACUGCCAGACUGAGACCCUUGAACGUUGCCUUGGCUGCUGCGACCCAGUGGCUAUUCAAUUUCGUGGUCGCCAAAGCCGUUCCCACUAUGCUGGAGACUGUCGGUGACCACGGAUACGGAACCUACCUGAUUUUCGGUAGCUUCGGUGUUGUCAUGUGGCUCUUCGUUUUCUUCCUCAUCCCGGAAACAAAGGGUGUCGCGCUUGAGCAGAUGGACGCCUUGUUUGGUGUCAGUGAUGAGGAAAGACAUGCUAUCAUCGCUGAUGGCGAGAAGAACUUUGACGCGAUCCACGUUUCCGAGAACGAGAAGCGUGUUUAG